Arabidopsis thaliana (thale cress) is the source of this 1376-nucleotide messenger RNA. RefSeq lists its product as uncharacterized. The transcript has 3 exons. Bases 104 to 385 code for a protein of 93 amino acids. The record is from RefSeq and is marked reviewed. NCBI's taxonomy places the organism in Eukaryota, Viridiplantae, Streptophyta, Magnoliopsida, Brassicales, Brassicaceae. Gene Ontology annotation, cellular component: plasma membrane; apoplast.
AGUUUUUCUCUCGACUUGGAUAUAUAAAUAUAUGUCUCUACGAACCAAAAGAAAGAGAGCAAAGUAAGAAAUAGAAGAGAAAGAGCGAGACAUAUGUUGGAAGAUGGGAACAAAGUGUUAUUCAAAAUUACGUUAUGUUGUCGUUCUGGUUUUGCUGCUUUUCGUCUUCCCUUGCAGCCUUAGCCAAUCGGCUCCUUCCUCAGUUACCGGCAGGAGAUUGAUGGGAAUAUAUAUGCCGAAUGGGGGAAUAAUAGCAGGAUCUUCACCUAGUGGACAAGCACCAAACAUAAAUAAUAAUUACCACGGGAGGAGAUUGAUGAUCAGUGAAGCAAGACCUUCAAAAAGCAAAAAAGGUGGUGGUCGCGAGCCUGAAAGUCCGGGCUGAAAUCGAAACUAAUUCUUGAAAUCAAGAAAAGUCGGGUAUUAUUGCUAGUGUGAAUCCUUCGACCAUGCCAUAAAUCAGUUAGGUAAACUAUAUGCUAGUGCGAUUGACCAAAAAAAAAAAAAAACUAUAUGCUAGUGCAAUAAUGUAUCUUUGAACAAAAUAAAAACAAAAUAAUGUAUCUUUGAUUUUAAUAAGAUUUUCUAUUCAUAAUGUAUCUCAAUUGUCCAAUCGAAAACAUUCUUAUUUAAUCGUCAUCUUAAAUGUGUGUAAUAUCAAUGCCAAUUGAUUGCGGCCACCCGUCUUUCAUUUUCAUAUCCUUCCGGUGUAAUUGAGUGGGUCAAAAACAAAAGUAACGUCGCUAUGUUAUUUGGUCAAUAUUUUAUUUGGGUGUUGAUGAAUAAUAUUUAUUAUAGAAAUAUGUGAAUAUGGUUGUCCAUAUAUAUGCACUGACUCAUAAUUAACAGUCGUCGGCACUAGACUACAUUUGGUUUUCUUUGUUUUUAUGCACUAAAAUUCAAUGAUUGCUGCCUAAAAAGUCCAACAAGUUUGAACUCUACUGAAUAAGAUCGUUCGACGUAGACAACUCUAAAAUUUAAUAUUGCAAAAUAGUAUGCAUAUGUAAAUACGCGAUUGUAAAACUCAGAUAUUAUUAUUUGCAAAUGUUCAGUUACUAUAAGACUGUUUUCACCAUUUUCUUUAUUUUUUAAUUUGAUGAUAAGCUUGCCAGUUCAUCAGACGACUCACGUUCUUUGACCUCUUAUCCGUCACUUCUGGAGACUAGUUUGCUUACGGGCCUUUUCCUUUAAACGAUUUAGAAGGAGGCAUAUAGGAUUUGGGAGGUCGAGGGCGAGGUGGAGGAGGAGGAGGAGGAGGAAGAGGAACGUAAUCCAAGCGCAAUUUGUUCCCUGUUAACAAUAAAUGUGAUUACAAGUUCAAUGUAUCAAUAUGUAUGCAUGAAAUCGCCAGUUAUAUUGGUGAAAAGUCCAAUAAC